AUGGCCUUCUACGCCGAGCUCAUGAGUCACCCCGUGCUGCAGCAGAGGAAGCUGCUGAAACCCGUCCUGAAGCACCUGGCGGCAGGGGCCAGUGAAGAGCGUGACACCAUCCGCCGGCUGGCGGCACGUGGGCUGGGGAACAUGGCCCAGGGGGUGCCGCAGAAGGAAGACGGCACCGUGCGUGCGGCAGCAUUUGGCCUGUUCAGAGCCCUGGCCGGCUUGGCCCAGCAGAAGCACCGGCAGCUCUUCACAGGGGAAGUGAGGAGCAGCUGGGCCGCUCUGAUGCUCCAUGUGCGGGACCCUAGCCCCGAGGCAGCCACGGCCUGCUGCGCUGCAUUCCAGGCGUGCACCCCAUUCCUCGGCCUCACGGGGCUCGAGGGAGCCUUUGACAGUGGGCUCCUGACAGGCGCCUCCGGGGAGAGGCACAGACACUUGAUGGGACACGUCUGCAAACAGCUGGCCCACAAGGACCCUGCGCUGCUGGAGAGUCUCGUCACUGAGACCAGCCUGCACCUCCACAGCUGCUGGGAGGAGAUCAGGCUGGCAGCAGCCAAGCUGGCAGGGAUCCUUGCAGAGAACAUGGAGGCCCAGCAUGUCCAGCAGCUGGAUCUGGGAAAGCUGCUGUGCUCUCUCCGAGCACUGCAUGGUGACCCCAGCACUGCUGUUGAGAUUGCUGCCGCAGAAGCCAUCAGCACCAUCAGCCAGAAGCAGCGGGGGACCCUGCAGGAGCCAGGUCCCAGCCACACAGCCCCCAGAGGCCAAGGGAGGCUGCUGUUUGUGAGGAAGCUCUUCAGGCGGAAGGGGAAGGGAAGACCCCCGGCAGGGCCCCUCGACAGUGCAGAGUCAGAGAGCAUCUCCAGCAGCUGAUGUUGGAAGGAGAUGGGUGCUGCUGUCAGAGCAGAGGAUCGGGGCCUUUGGAGCCACGUUCCCC
Molecule: messenger RNA, 931 nt
Organism: Chelonoidis abingdonii (Abingdon island giant tortoise)
Lineage: Eukaryota; Metazoa; Chordata; Testudines; Testudinidae
Product: maestro heat-like repeat-containing protein family member 2A
Cellular component (GO): cytoplasm
Source: RefSeq, a predicted model, not a curated record